GAAAAUUUAAUUUUUCUUCCGUAUCCUUUUUGUUUUUUUCUGAUUUUCGGAUAAAAUUUUUUGAGGCCUUGUUGUAAAUUCUCUGACCAGUAUUCUUGCCACCAAAUUUCAAUUGACCCACGUUAUUUUUGCGGAAAAUAGUUGUUAGUAAGGUGUUAGAAGGGUUAAUCUUGUUUGAUCGAAAAGAGAAAAAAAUUAAUUAGAGGCUCAUAAUGGUCAAAGAACUUCGGCCUUUAUUCGGCAGUUGUGUCCAAGUUUAUUUUUGCUUGUUCGAUUGGCACUCUGACUCAUCUAUUUUCUCCCUAAUUUUCUUUUUAAAUUUUUCAGUUCCUCUAUAUUUAUUUAAUUAAAAAUGUCAAGUCAACCUCCUUUUCUCGUUAUUGAUGGUUAUCGAGACACAGACAGAGAAGGAAAGGAUUUUCUAGAUCCCGAAGCAGGCAAAUUCAAAAGGACGGAAUAUGCCCAUUAUUUUAUUCCUGGCUGGCGAGCUUUUUUGCAGGACAGUUAUCAAAUGCCUGGUUCCGAUUGUGGUUUAUUUGAGGCGCAGUUCUUCAAAUGUAUGGAAGCAUUUGGGGCUAAAUUGUCUCGUCUUUAUUGCGAUUUGGAACAACGUGAUUUUUCGGAAUGUGUUACUGGGGAAAAGAAGUUUAAACGUUUUCGUGCUAUGAAAGACAUUCGAUUCAAAAAAUGGCUUAGAGGUGAUCGUCCAACUAUGUGGGAACCUACAAUUGAAUAUAUUCGUGCUGUGAAGCCAAACUUUGCUGGAAUGGCUACUGGAACUGAUAAAAAGCCAAAAGUUAUUCAAUCGGUUAAAACACAAUAGUAUUUUAUUUUUUUAAAUAGAAAUUAUAUAAAUGUUGUUUUGAGUUGUUUUUGAUAGGUUAUAAGUGCCCGAGGAAUUUUAGGUAUUAAGAAGAGGACUUUUUUGUUUAUCCCCCACUCAACGAUUUUUUACUGGCAAACUUUUGAAAUGUUCCCUAAAUUAAAAAAUCAUGGUUUUCCUAUGGGAAAAAAAUCUUUUUAUUUGGACGAAAUAAAAAUUUUCGGCUCUCCUUCCCUUUUAUUAUUUCUUAAAAUUAGAGGAGAAUCCACCUCCAAAUUUACUGAAACUCUUGUUAGCCUUUAUCCCUUCACCCUAAACAUAAGACGGACCAGUAAAAAAUUGUUACGGCGACCCAAUUUUUUCUUAAAAUUUUGUUAAUAUUAGAGACUGGGCCAAAGCAAGAUGUCGAGCGAAAAAACUUUAUCGAUAUUGGGAUUUUUCUAGAUAUCUUUACUAGAGGUUGGCGCGGGACGGGAUCC
Meloidogyne enterolobii is the source of this 1302-nucleotide messenger RNA. The record is from the annotation of a GenBank genome assembly. NCBI's taxonomy places the organism in Eukaryota, Metazoa, Nematoda, Chromadorea, Rhabditida, Meloidogynidae.